UUCGAAUUACCUACCCCCAACUCAGGUAAUUGAAAUUGUCUCAAAACGAAUCAAUUCAAAAUACCUCAGGCAGAUUGAUCCAUCCAAAUUUUUUGCUGGCAAACGAAACAAUUUGAUACAAUUAUCUCAAAACGAGACAAUUAUGUCAAAUUGAUCUGUUACAAUUCCUCAUCCAAACGACCCGGUCGUUUGGAUGGAUAAAUUUAGGAAUGAGUCAAUUUGAUCAAUUGCCUCGUUUUAUAAACGAGACAAUUAAAACGAGUCAAUUUGAAGUACCUGCCCCACCCCAGGUAAUUGAAAUUGACUCAAAACGGAUCAAUUCAAAAUACCUCAGGCAGAUUGAUCCAUCCAAAUUUUUUGCUGACAAACGAGACAAUUUGGUACAAUUGUCUCAAAACGAGACAAUUGUGUCAAAUUGAUCCGUUACAAUUCCUCAUCCAUACUGUGGUUUACUGGUUUAAUUUAGGGAUGGAAAUCAGUAAAUGGAUGGUUCAACUACUAAAUUCAUUUGGAGUUCUCUCAAGUAUCACUCAUGCCAUGUGUUUGGACUUUGCAUAGAUGAUUGUGGGGGUUUUUCUUAACCUAUGAAAUUUGGAUUGGUGGCGGGUGAGUUAUUGGUCACAAAAUCACCUUAUUGUGUCACUAAUGUACAUUAUAUAUAUAAUAACAAUUGCUUUUUUAAUCUAUUAAAAAUAUCAAUCGUGAUAGACUCAAUUCAUUGAUAAUUAUUGUUCACAAACUUUAUUUGAAUUACCAUAGAAAUUAUACUUCAAUUAUUUAUAAAAUAUAAUAACCACCCAUUAAAUACUAAAAUAUAUUUUUCUCAAAUGAGAUGAUUGAUAUUGGAAUUUUUUCUACGCGCAAUAAAAAAAAAUCAACUAUGCUCUAAGAGCCUUUAAUGUAAUGUAUCGCUUACAAAUAGAGUAUACUGACAACACUCUCACUCUAUUAGAACAAGUUAUUUGCAAAGACACGGUACACUGUUCGCCUAGACACAAUUUACUUUUCAUUUAGACUCAAAAUUACUGUUCACCCUCCUCUGAUUGGUUCAUGGUCUGCAGUUGGGCCCGCCGCUGUUUAUCCUGCUUUGUUUGCUGCAGGUAUUUGUUGUGGGUACCGAGCCGCCGUCAAAUCAACACUUUUUAGUUCCACAUGGAAGAUCACUCGGGAGGCGUUGUUUGCGAUGAAAAUCGCGUUGCCCACAAAUGCAGGCCACUUUUCGCUGAUCUCCUUCCCAUCUCUCUUUGAGAUGUCUCUUUUUACCACUCGAUUGAGACUGAAAUCAGAGAUGAAUUGACCUGACCCUGCUGAGACAAAAGGGGAGAGCUACGUUGUGGGUGGGUGGUCUCGAGAUGAAUACUGCCGCACUGCAGAUAUCCUCUUCUUCUUUCUCCUUCCAAUUUGCAUUUCGCAUUUUCCUCUCUUUCCGUCUGUUUUUGGUGCGCAACCAGGGAGAACUCUAUGGAAUGGAUCUUCUGUUCAUUCUCAGGCAGGCCUUCUUCACGGUGUCCCCAGGCCCAGCUACUGCGCAACAUGGACCACUGGCAGCAGUUGAGCCUGGUCGGCAAAAACUCCAGAUCCAUCCACCGGGAGCUGGAAGUCUUCGAAGUCGUCAUCUCCGGGAAGCCUACGGGAAAAAACAAACCGGGAUCGACCUAGAUAAGCUCUCCUUCCUCGGCCACGGCAACGGCGGCACCGUCUACAAGGUCCGCCACCGCCGCACCUCCCAGAUCCACGCCCUCAAGCUCGUCCGCGCAGACUCCGACCCUGCCGCCCGCCGCCAUCUCCUCCGCGAGGUAGAGAUCCUCCGCCGCGCCUCCGACUCCCCCCACAUCGUCCGCUGCCACGGUGUCGCCGAGAUGCCCUCCGGCGACAUGACGAUUCUGAUGGAGUACAUGGACCUCGGGACGCUCGAUUCGCUGCUCAAGAGUGAGAGAUCCGAGUUCUUCACGGAGUCGAUCCUCGCCGGAAUCGCCCGCCAGGUGCUCGCCGGGCUCGACUACCUCCACGGUCGGAAAAUCAUCCACCGCGACAUCAAGCCGUCGAACUUACUGGUCAACGCCGCGAUGGAGGUCAAAAUCGCCGACUUCGGGGUCGGGAAAAUCAUGUGUCGGACGCUCGAUGCCUGCAAUUCGUACGUCGGGACGUGCGCCUACAUGAGUCCCGAGCGAUUCGAUCCUGAUUCGUACGGAGGGAACUACGCGGCUACGCCGCCGACGUCUGGAGCUUGGGAUUGACUCUGUUGGAGCUCUAUAUGGGACACUUCCCGUUCUUGCCGCUAGGAACUGAAUAUGUUUUUUCACAGUGGCAGGCGGGUUCCAGACAGCAGGCUAUCCCCUCCGGGUUUGUUCCAGACAAGAGCAGUUGGGGUUGGAACUGUCUGGAGAGAUGGAUGGAUGUCCGUCCAUGGGAGAAUCGAUUUCUCGACAUCAAUCUCAAGGACGGAGUGAUGAUCCACGAGAACAAAGAGGACGAAAAAAAUGGAUCCAAACCUCAACCGAAACCUACAGGCAAGAAGCCAGCUGCACAGGUAAACAAUCCAGGAAAACAGGUAAAUUGACAAGCAGUUCCACUUUGUGGUCUUUCAUUGUUGGUGUUCUUACUGAAUCUGAUUGUGUAAUGUGUAGAUAUUUUCAUUUCUAUUUAUGCUGAAGUGUUAGUUUUCCCUCUGGACCCUUGAUGAAUCUUGAGAAUAAACUAAUUUAUUAUGGAUGGAUGAAAAGGUAGCUUGCUAUUAAAAACCUGAGCGAAUCACCACUAAAUUAUGACUAAUGCAUGUGUUCCUUAUCCCCUGUGCAUUCCCUAGAACCUAAUAUCUUGAGUUCAGGCACUCCAAAAUUAUUGGGACCAUUGAUCUUUUCUCCUGACGCUGCUCAUCAAUUACUGCCAAAGAUGAUUCCCUGGGAUUGUCCUUCUCAAUUUACGGAGUUGAUUGAGAAAGAGAUCACAAAGUCGCUAUUACAGUCAGAAGAGAAGGAUCUUGCUGUGAGGAUCAUAGAAGUAAAAUCGAAAGCAAUGCAUGGCGAUUUGGUGGCAUGUGGAUUUACAAAGGACAGUACAGAGGCCAAGAAGAAAGCAAUGCUAGGUAGGAAUUGCCUUGAAUAUGAUUGCAGUAACUUCACUAGUCUUGGUGUAAUACAUGAUGGGGAAGAGAUGAACCCGAGAUAUGCAUUAGAUAAGAGAGAUCGGGCAGAUUUGGGCAAGGUAAUGUUCUUGCAAUGGACAAUGGUGUUCUCUUCUUGGCUAUCUAAUACAUUGCUUUUUGUUUUUUAUAUCUUCUUUUAUCAUUGGUUUUUAAUUUAGUUUUUGUAUGCUUUUGGUCAUGCCUGCAGUGGAAGAAGAUUACAACUUUUGGGCUUUCCACUCUGAUGUUAUGUGUAUGGAUUUGUUGUGGGUGAAGUUUUGCAGUGCAAGACACUCAUGAACUAUUGUGGGUGAUUCUUUGAUGUGGCACAAUGGUCUUUCAAAGGGAGUUUCCUUUCUCAUACUUCCGUUUCAUUUUUCUGUUUUUAAGGCUAUCUGAUUAACCAUAUUUUAAUGUUCUUGAUUUUUCCAGUUACAUGAUGAUGAUUGAGGCGAAUGAUUUGUAAUGAGCAAUCUCUCUACUGUCACCUCCUGCAGCAGCAGAAAAAAGCAAAGAGUGCUUGGGGUGCUUUCUCAGUAUUUUCAGCUUGAACUCAGAAGCAUGGGUAGGAUCUUUGCCGACUUACUUCUUUGCUUAUAAGAUCUGUUAUGGUUGUGGUUUCUUAUCUUUCUUUGGAAAAAAUUCUCUAUGUCGAACCCCUGUCUCUUUUCUUCUAUGACUUUGUUUGUGUUUGUUUGGUUGCAUCUGAUAGUUGUUCAUAACCAUCAAUGAUCAAGCUGAUCAUAAGGCUGUAGCAUCUUGCAUUGCACAAUAUAGAGAUUGCUCUUCUGUUCUUUAUCGUUAUUCAUAGCGAGGUAGAGCAGCUCAAAAGCAAGUUAGACAUUGUUGUCUCAAUCUACUGCAGAUUGUCUUGCAGCCUGGAAUCUGAUAGCUUCUUGCAAUUCAUUCAAAAAUUUUACAUUAACCAUUAUUAAUAUGCUUGAUUGAGUUAUUUUAUUUGACAAUACGUGUGUAUAGGAUUUAAUGCUUAGGCACUUUCUGUUUACUGUUAAUGAUUUCAGGUAUGGCACAAUGCAAGCAAGCACAUGGAACUGUUCGGCUAUGUUGUGCAGUAUUGACAGAUUCUUCUAUGCUCACCGUUUCUAUGACACUGUUUACUAGGGAAUGAAUGGAAAGGUAAUGAUUAUACUGAUAUUUUUUUAUUUGAGUUUCGUAAGAAACUUUUGAUGAGUAUCAUUUGAGUUUCUGGCCCUUUAUUGGUCUCAUUUAAGCUUUAUUUAAGUUAAUAUGGUGUUUGGAUGUCAUUAGACUGAUUUCUUUUAUUAUAUUGCUGAUUUGAAUCUUAUAUUUUUUGAUACCUUGCAGUUUCAUAAUGAGGUUUGCAUUUGCGUAUUUCUGUACACGGAUCCAUUUCUAGACUUUCCAAUAUUUGAUUUGAAUUAUGUUUGUAUCAUAAGUUCUUCAGUUAGAAGGCUUGAAAUCGUUAGACUUCGAACAAUUGUACAUGUAUUUUUGUCUCUACCAAAAUUGUGCUCAUAUGUUAUCCAUCGGAAUGUACUCUGCCCAUACCAACUUCACUUCUGUACUAAUACGUCUAUUCAGGCUAAUUAAAUUUCUCAUCAUACUGCUCUUACAAGUUUUUUUUGUCCACCUUCAGGCGUGCAAGGGAACUCAGUGCAACUAUACGUCACAAUUUUACAGAAAUUCUGUGGCUUAAAAUUGAUAACAACGAAUAUAUACCAAGCUUGCAAAUAUCAAUCACAAGUGUAUAAUCAUUACCUUUCCAGUUUUGUCGAUUUAUUCUAAAUCCCGGAGAAAUUGAACAUGUGGCUUGAAAUGUAUACAAAGCUUGCAAAUAUCAAUCACAAAUGUAUACCAAGCUUGCAAAUAUCAAUCACAGGUGUAUAAUCAUUACCUUUCCAAUCUUUGCCUUGACAAACUAAAUCCCCAGUACAUUUUCUUGCACUCUGCUAUAAUGAAUCUUCUAUGCUAUCGUUCUUGGUUUAGCAACAAUGAUGCUUGGUGUAGGCUGCUAGAUCACGCAAUUCUACGUCCCCAUGUACACUGAUGACAUAAAUUGACAUUUCCCGAGGCAAAGCGCGCCCUAAGCUCAAUAAUGCCCUAGAACGGGCUCUAUCUAACAAUGAUGUAAUUACAUUGCUGAGUGAAACAACUAUCUCAACUACUUUCAGAUUAUAUACAUAAAAAAAUGUUUCAUAAUCCAUAAAAUUACUAAAGUCAAACUUAUCCCGCCGCGGAGCGCGGGCUGAUUACUAGUUAUCACAUAAACUUUCAACUUCAACCUUAUAUUAAAAUACUGCAAGCUGCUAAACACUCCACUAUAGAUCGAAUAUAAGUUGUUAAUUAAGGCGGGGAACGCAAAGUCAACCUUCUAGAUACAACUCUGGUCUUCAGUAUACGAUUCCAUACCCAAGAAAUAGUCAAGGUAGGAGUAAUAUUCUAGACAGACUUAGUUUUAAGUAUGUAUCUUUUUUUUUUGGGGUAGUAUGUAUGUAUGUAUCUUUUUACUUAAGGAAUCCAAAGAGAUAUACUCCCUACAAGUAUAUCCCACAUGUGCCUCACAACACAUGCUUUUUUCCAAGUCUUGAUGUCUCUAACUCCUAACCUUCUCAUGUCUUUAGCAUUAUCGCAUACUUCCAUACAACAAGAGCUUUAGUUCGAGUUCUAGAACCCGCACCUCUAUAACAAUUUAUUACAAAUCUCUUCAAUAUCCUUUAAAGAAGAAGUUGUAAGUACAAAAAUUUCCAUCCAUAACUGCAAAACACUUGAGACCACAUAAGUAAUAAGUUGUAUUCUUUCUGCAUGACUCGGUGUUUUUUCUUGCCAACCCAUAAUCUGUGCAGUAAUCUCAUCAACAAGCAUUGGACAAUCAACCCUAGUGAGCUUGCCAGAAAUAAGGGGUACUCCUAGAUAUCUGACAAGCAGAUUGCCAAGAGGGAAACCAAUAUGUGCAUGUAUAAAUUCCUUCUCCUCAUUAGAAAUACCACCACAGAAAAGCUAACAUUUAUCUAAAUUACAUCUAAGACCCGAGAUUUUAUAAAAAUCAUCUAACAACCUCCUGGCCCAACUACUGCUCUUAUAAAACCAUUGGUGAACACCAAUAAAUCAUCAGCAAAACAGAGAUGCUUUGUUCCAAGAGUUUUGCAUCUCGAGUUGUAGUGAAUUUGGUUUUCAAUGGCAACUUUGUGCAUUAGACAAGAAAACCUCCAUGGCAAUGGUGAAUAGGUAAAGGGUAAAGGAUCCCCUUUUCUAACAACAAAAUAGCCAGAAAGACCAUCAUUCAAAGACACACUAAACAUUGGAGUUGUGACACAUACCCUGACCAGAUCAACAUAACUUGCAGGGAAUCCUAUAGCUAACAUCACUAUAAACAAGGAAACCCAAUUAACUGAGUUAAACACUUUCAUAAGAUCAAUUUGCACGACACAUUUACGGGUUACUGAAGCUUUAAGAUAAUCUUUUAUCAAUUCUGAGGCCAUAAGGAUAUUGCCACAGUGCCACUGGUAGAUCACCCUUUUACAUAAGCUGAUUGUGAGAGUCUUAUUACCUUAAGAAAAACCAAAGCUAACCUAUUGGUAAGUAGUUUCAAAAUAUCCUUAUAUAAAACAUUGCAUCAUGCAAUAGACCUUAAGUCCUUCAUUCUCUACACUACGAAGCUUUAGAACCAAGGCAAGAAUAAUGGAGUUAAUAUGUCAAUUUUCUUGAAUUUUUUAUAUUAGACAUUUAAUUAACUAAUUGUAAGCUUUUAUGGGUGUUACAAGACAAACAAUUGUUGCAUAAAUUUUGAACAAUGAUGGAAGAUACUCCAACAAAAUCUUAAAGGAGAGGGGUCAUAGGACCCGAGUUGGCAACAAAAUCCUUUGGAUACGUAUGGUUUAGUAUGAUCCUUCAACUUUAUGACCUCAUACUCUUGUCCAUGUUAGGUCUGUAAGGAUCCAAUCAACUCAAAAUUCAUUAGAUACACAAGCUUUAAGGCUAUUAAAUUUUAAAUCCCCAAUGAACUCAAAGUCUGGCUACGCCACUGAAUGAAUGGAUUACAUGGGA
Messenger RNA from Linum trigynum, 7150 nucleotides. NCBI's taxonomy places the organism in Eukaryota, Viridiplantae, Streptophyta, Magnoliopsida, Malpighiales, Linaceae. The record is from the annotation of a GenBank genome assembly.